This is a messenger RNA of Phaeoacremonium minimum UCRPA7, 5544 nucleotides long. Its product is annotated as putative guanyl-nucleotide exchange factor protein. The coding region runs from base 1 to 5544 and encodes 1847 amino acids. Gene Ontology annotation, molecular function: guanyl-nucleotide exchange factor activity. Gene Ontology annotation, biological process: regulation of ARF protein signal transduction. NCBI's taxonomy places the organism in Eukaryota, Fungi, Ascomycota, Sordariomycetes, Togniniales, Togniniaceae. The record is from RefSeq and is a predicted model, not a curated record. The transcript is spliced from 2 exons.
AUGAGCUCGAUCAAGUUCGUCGUGUCCUCGCUGGAUGCGAUUGAGAAGAACGCCCACCGGAAUAAGCCCCUGACCGAAUCCGUUCAAAAGGCACAAGCUGCCAUCAAGGAACAGAAUGACCUCCCUGACCCCGAGAUCAUCUUUGCGCCGCUCCAGCUCGCCACGAAGUCCGGCAACGUCCCCCUUGCGACAACUGCACUCGACUGUAUUGGAAAGCUUAUAUCCUACUCAUACUUCUCCGUGGCUCCCGAAGCCGCUCCUCAAGAUGGCGUCGAGCGGGCCCCCCUAAUCGAGCGAGCAAUCGAUACCAUUUGCGACUGUUUUCAGGGCGAGACCACACCGGUUGAGAUACAACUACAGAUUGUGAAGUCCCUCCUGGCAGCGGUGCUGAACGACAAGAUUGUUGUCCACGGUGCUGGGCUGUUGAAGGCUGUGCGUCAGGUCUACAAUGUCUUCCUGCUGUCGAGAAGUACUGCCAAUCAACAAGUCGCACAAGGUACCUUGACGCAGAUGGUUGGCACUGUCUUCGAACGAGUAAAAACAAGACUCCAUAUGAAGGAAGCACGUAUCAACUUGUCCAAACUCAAGCACAGCGAGAGUAAUAUCACAUUUGAUCCGGCCGAAUCCAUCAACGGAAACGGGAAUGGCGCGGAAGGCGAAGAAUCCCCAGAAGCAGCAUCUGAGGCAACGCCUUCAGAGCCUGCAGAUAAUGGAGCCCCGAAACUCACCCUCAAGGAUCUCGAAAACCGCAAAGACUUCGAUGAUUCACACAUGGGAGAUGGUCCGACUAUGGUGACACAGGUGAAGCCUAUGAAGGUGGCAAGGUCGGUGUCCGAACAAAGCGCACCGGACGGUUCGCCCGAAGAAACGCACGAGUCCCUCGACGCGGAAGACGAGGUGUAUAUACGAGAUGCAUACUUGGUUUUCCGAUCAUUCUGCAAUCUCUCCACCAAGGUCCUCCCUCCGGACCAAUUAUACGAUCUACGCGGCCAACCGAUGCGAUCGAAGCUCAUCUCUCUUCACCUCAUCCAUACCCUCCUCAACAACAACAUCAACGUUUUCACAUCGCCUCUAUGUACUAUUACCAACACCAAAAGCAAUGAGCCCACGACUUUCCUUCAGGCGAUCAAGUUUUAUCUCUGUCUUAGUAUCACCCGAAAUGGAGCCAGCUCGGUGGACAAGGUGUUUGAAGUCUGCUGCGAUAUAUUCUGGCUCAUGUUGAAGUUCAUGCGGGCGCCAUUCAAGAAAGAGAUAGAGGUGUUCCUCAACGAGAUUUAUCUGGCACUCCUCGCGCGGAAGAAUGCACCUCUCUCCCAGAAGCUAUACUUCGUCACGAUCUUGCACAGAUUCUGCGGCGAUCCUCGCGGCCUCGUGGAGUUUUACCUUAACUACGAUUGCGAUAGAAAUGUGGACAAUAUAUUUCAGACAAUUGUUGAAGAUCUUUCCAGAUUUGCGACCUCUUCUGUCGCCCUCACCGCUGCCCAAGAGCAGUUGUAUGAAGAAAAGGCUGCAAGAUUUUACGGACCCGAUUGGCAGGUCAAGGGCAUGAUGCCUCCUCCAUUGUCUGUUGCGCAGAUAGCACCACAUAACGAGCAAGAUCCGGAAAUCCCCAAGGAGUAUGUCAUCAAGAGAAUAGCUCUUGACUCACUUGUUGAGUCCCUUCGGUCAAUGGUAAACUGGUCUCAACCCAGCCGACCCGAGGGCAAUGGUACCACUUCGAACGUCGACGGAAGGCCAUCUGCAGAUGAGAUUAGAGAGUCAAUUGAUCCUUCAAUCAGUGACAGCGUGUCUAGGACGGACACACCAAACAUGCCGUCAACACCAGUGGUGGACGAUGAUCCUGAGCAAUUAGAGAAGGAGAAGGCUCGGAAAACAGCCAUGACUAAAGCUAUUGGCGUAUUCAAUUUUAAGCCAAAGAAGGGCGUUCAACUCCUUCUGAAGGAAGGUUUCAUUGCAAGCGAAAAGCCAGAGGAUAUUGCAAGAUUUCUCAUUUCAGAAGAGCGCUUGGACAAAGCCCAGAUUGGAGAGUAUCUUGGCGAGGGCGAGCCGAAGAACAUCGAGAUUAUGCACGCUUUCGUUGAUACCAUGGACUUCACGAAAAGGCGAUUUGUGGAUGCCCUGCGACAGUUCCUUCAGUCUUUCCGAUUGCCAGGAGAGGCACAAAAGAUUGAUCGAUUCAUGCUGAAGUUUGCCAAUCGUUAUGUCAUGGGCAACCCCAACGCAUUUGCGAAUGCAGACACUGCAUACGUCCUUGCAUACUCCGUCAUUCUCCUGAAUACUGACCUACAUAGCAGCAAGAUUGCCAAGCGUAUGAGCAAACUAGACUUCAUCAAGAACAACCGUGGCAUCAACGACUCUGCUGAUCUUCCUGACGAGUAUCUAAACGGCAUCUAUGAUGAGAUUGCCGAGAACGAGAUCGUCCUUAAGAGCGAGCGUGACGCUGCCGCUGCCGCUGGUUCAAUGCCAACGCAUGCCACUGGCCUUGCAGCUGGUCUUGGUCAGGCUUUUUCGAAUGUCGGGCGUGAUCUACAACGGGAGAUCUAUGUGCAGCAGUCUGAAGAGAUAGCGCUUCGAUCUGAGCAGUUGUUCAAGAAUCUCUUCCGCAGCCAACGGAAAAAUGCCGAGAAGGCCGGCAUUAAGUUCAUUCCUGCCACGUCCUUCAAGCAUAUUGGCCCGAUGUUUGAUGUCACAUGGAUGUCAUACUUCUCCGCGCUAUCAAGCCAAAUGCAGAAGGCAUCCAAUCUAGAAGUCAACAAGCUGUGCCUUGAAGGCAUGAAGCUAGCCACAAAGAUUGCCUGUCUGUUCGACUUGGCGACUCCUCGAGAAGCCUUCAUUUCAGCCCUGAAGAACACGGCAAAUCUCAACAAUCCUCAAGAGAUGAUGGCGAAGAACGUUGAGGCACUUAAAGUUCUUCUUGAACUUGGCCAGACUGAGGGCAACUUGCUGAAGGAAUCCUGGAAGGACAUAUUGAUGUGCAUCAGUCAGCUCGAUCGUUUGCAACUCAUCACAGGCGGCGUUGAUGAGAGCACUGUCCCAGACGUCUCCAAGGCUCGCUUUGUUCCGCCAUCAAGGGAAAGCACCGGGGAGUCGCGAAAGUCUAUGGCAGCAAGAAGGCACCGGCCACGAUCUAAUACAGGCCCGCAGGGCUUCUCUAUGAUCAUCGCUCUCGAAGCGAGAUCAGACGAGAUUAUCAAAGCCGUCGAUAGGAUAUUCACCAAUACUGCGAAUCUCAAUGGUGAUGCGAUGGUCCAUUUCGCCCGAGCCCUGACGGAUGUCAGCUGGGAUGAAAUCAAGGUCUCUGGUGCUCAUGAUUCUCCGAGGAUGUACAGCUUGCAAAAGAUUGUGGAGAUCAGUUACUACAACAUGACCCGUGUAAGAUUCGAAUGGUCCAACAUCUGGGACGUAUUUGGUGAGCACUUCAACAAGGCUGGAUGUCACGUCAAUGAGACCAUCGUCAUCUUCUCGGUGGACUCGCUCCGUCAAUUAUCAAUGCGCUUCAUGGAGAUUGAGGAGCUGCCUGGUUUCAAGUUCCAAAAAGAUUUCUUAAAGCCUUUCGAACAUGUUAUGUCCAACUCUCAGAACCUUCACGUGAAGGAGCUCAUCCUGCGCUGCUUGAUUCAAAUGAUUCAAGCUCGAGGUGAAAACAUCCGAUCCGGUUGGAGGACCAUGUUUGGCAUCUUCACUGUCGCUGCCAGAGAUCCGAACGAGAGCAUUGUCAACUUAGCCUACGAGAACGUGACCCAGGUUUACAAGACUCGGUUUGGAGUUGUCAUCCAGCAGGGUGCCUUCACUGACCUCAUUGUCUGCCUGACCGAGUUUUCAAAGAACAUCAAGUUCCAAAAGAAGAGCUUACAAGCCAUGGAGACUCUGAAGUCAAUCAUUCCGCGAAUGCUGAAAACACCUGAAUGCCCAUUGUCUCAGCGUUUCGAUAUCAAUGCAGCGAACAAGAUGGCUGAGAUCAGUAUCAAGUCUCCAGCAACCCAGCAAAGCCGAACCUCCGUUGAAGAAGGCUUUUGGUUCCCCGUCUUAUUUGCGUUCCAUGAUGUUCUCAUGACCGGUGAAGACUUGGAAGUCCGCUCAAAUGCGCUGAACUACUUUUUCGAGGCGUUGUUGCGGUAUGGUGGGGAUUUUCCAUCCGAGUUCUGGGACAUUCUUUGGAGGCAGCAGCUCUAUCCCAUCUUUAUGGUAUUGCGGUCGCGGCCGGAGAUGUCCAACGUGCUCAAUCACGAAGAGCUCUCUGUCUGGUUAUCAACUACGAUGAUUCAGGCUCUGCGGAAUAUGAUCACUCUCUUCACACAUUACUUCGAUGCCCUUGAGUACAUGCUCGACCGCUUCUUGGAACUGCUUGCACUUUGUAUCUGUCAAGAAAACGAUACUAUUGCAAGGAUAGGGAGCAACUGCUUGCAGCAAUUGAUUCUGCAAAACGUAGCGAAGUUCACACCGGAGCACUGGACGAAGAUAGUGGGCGCUUUCUGUGAGCUCUUUGAGCGUACAACAGCUUAUCAGCUGUUCUCGGCGACUACCAUCAACUCGACAGCCUCUUUGUCCCCACCUCCAAAUGGCUUGGACUAUGGGAACUCUGGUGGUCCUCUCAGCCCCGGACUGGAGACGCCAACCGACCUAAAGAUCAAUGGAACUGAGAAGAAUGGCGCGCCCAGUGAAUCUGACACGGCAAGCAUCCCGCCAACUCCUGCAGAAGAUGAUGCCCUGCGCACACCAACAGCAACGCAGAGUCAAAGUCCCCUCGAGGACUAUAGGCCGGCGAACAAUCUCCAGCAGCAGCCAGUGGUUGUCACAGCCGCUCGGCGACGCUUCUUCAACCGCAUCAUAAGUAGAUGCGUGCUUCAGCUGCUCAUGAUCGAGACUGUCAACGAGCUGUUCAGCAACGAUGCGGUGUACAACCAGAUUCCAUCAAGUGAGCUCCUCAGACUCAUGGCUCUGCUGAAGAAGUCCUUCCUCUUUGCCCGGCGCUUCAACAAUGACAAGGACCUGCGCAUGCGUCUCUGGAGAGAGGGUUUCAUGAAGCAGCCCCCAAAUCUUCUCAAGCAAGAGAGCGGCUCUGCCGCCACGUAUGUUGCGAUAUUGUUCCGCAUGUUUGGAGACACAGACCCUAAGAGGAGCGAGAGCAAGAACGACGUGGAAAAUGCAUUGCUGCCGUUGUGCAAGGAUAUCAUUAAUGGGUACAUAGCUCUGGAAGAGGAAUCACAACACCGUAAUAUCGUCGCCUGGCGACCAGUCGUGGUGGAUGUGUUAGAGGGCUAUGCCAACUUCCCGGAACCGGCGUUCAAGAGCCACGUUGAGACCUUCUACCCACUUGUUGUGGAGUUGUUCGGAAAGGAGCUAAGCGGCGAGUUGAGAACGGCUUUGCUCCUCGUGCUGAGGAGGAUUGGGGAGAACGUGCUGGGUAUCAAGGGAAUGGCAACUGCACCGGCAUCAGCCAAUGCUACAGAUGACGACAGGAGAAGUAGUGUCGUGACGGUAUCCGACGGGACCGCCGUGGACCAGGCCGAUGGGGAUCCGUCGACGAAGCUGAUGGGCAGGUGA